AUGGGAAACAACAUGGAUAUUCCAGAUUUGGCUAUUGAGAUCUUGCACCAAGGAACCCAAAAGGACUUGGAGAAAUUUUUCGGGUGGCUUGGAGGAUUUGACUUCAAAGAGGCAAAUGGUCUGAAAAUUAAACACAUGGGGGAUAAGAAGGAUCAUUGGGAACCUCCUCCUAUGGGCUUUUACACCAUUAAUGUGGAUGGUGCUAUCCCUUUGACCAAUGGACAUUCAGGAAUUGGAGUUGUAGUUCGAGAUAGUGAUAAUAGAUUUGUAGCAGCCAUGUCUUUGCCCCUCCAAGGAAGAUAUUCUAUUAAGGAAACUGAGGCAGCUACAGUGGACCAGGGAUGUGUGCAGGCAAAAAAGCUUGGCCUAGAAAGAGUUAUCACAGAGAGCGACUCUCUCUUGACUGUCCAAGCUAUUGAAGCUAAUCAUGUUAGAGGAGUUGUUGGCCACUUUGUGAAAGGCAUUGUGCAAAGUUUAUGCAAUUUCCAGGAUUCAAAAAUCAGACACAUUAAUAGGACUAGCAACAAAAUAGCCUAUGAACUAGCUUAG
Messenger RNA from Quercus lobata, 549 nucleotides. RefSeq lists its product as uncharacterized. NCBI's taxonomy places the organism in Eukaryota, Viridiplantae, Streptophyta, Magnoliopsida, Fagales, Fagaceae. Gene Ontology annotation, molecular function: nucleic acid binding; RNA-DNA hybrid ribonuclease activity. The record is from RefSeq and is a predicted model, not a curated record. The coding region runs from base 1 to 549 and encodes 182 amino acids. The transcript has 2 exons.